AUGUCACAUCCACAGAACGAUCAUCUAUCUUACAGCUGCUUCCUGAAAACACCUCACCGCAGUACUCCUACCAGAGGUAACGCCAGCACCCCGCGUUGUGGCCAUGGAAUCUUUAACCUAGGACAGGUUCCUGACCUCUCGUUUCCCUCUAACCAAUAUCCCCACCAAGAACCCAGGCAAGCUCGUACUGACUAUACUGCAGCAGCAUUCAACCAAGCGGGCUGGCCCGCUAUGCAGCAACAGCCGACCGCAUAUGCAACCGAUCCUAGAUAUCCUGCUGUGCAACAGCCAUUUGGCGCGUAUCCUGCCAGGGGUCAAUCGAUCAUGCUGCAGGAUGUACAUGAAUCCCUCACCUUACCGCCACUUAAUAUGCCACAAGGGCAGGCUCAUGCCGGUGCCGUGAACCCUUCAACGAUGGCUGGUUCCCACGGCAGACCACCGAACGCUGCCUACCCUACCACCUAUAAUCCCUAUACAGAACAUCCACAACAGCCUGCUUCUUAUCACUCCCCUCCUGGCUCGCGCAACCUUCCUCUUCCCAUUCCUGCUAUGGGAAUCGACCCCGCUAUUGGCGGCAUGCCAAGACGUGCGUCGAUGUCCGUUGAUCGUACUGCACCGUCACGGCUGUCAGUACAUGGGACAUCGCCAUAUUUACGUAUUCCCAGCAUGGCAUCACCGUCGACGUAUAUCCGAGAACCUUUCGUGUCCGAGCCCACUAUCAAAAAGAAGCGGAAGCGGGCCGAUCCGGAGCAGCUGAAGGUUCUGUAUGAGACCUACAAUCGGACUGCAUUCCCAACAACUGAGGAGCGGGCUGAGCUUGCGAGAAGGCUCAAUAUGUCUGCUAGAAGCGUGCAGAUUUGGUUCCAAAAUAAGCGGCAGGCCAUGCGGCAGAGCUCACGUCAAGCCUCCAACGCUGCACCUCCCACUACCAGCGAGCCGUUUCCGGCUGCUGGCAGCGGACCUUAUGGUGCUCAUGUGUCGGGUACAGCCACUGUCCCUUGCUUGGAGAUUCCUUGUAUUGAUAGUGGCCGACCGACAGCACUUCUAAUGGAACGUGCUCAACACGUCGGGAGGAACGAGCGUCAAGCAACAGCUGAAACGCGUUGCAGGGAGGUGCCUGGAAACAGAGCGGGUGAAUACGGAAGGGCGGAAUAUGGUAUAAAUACGCACCUGUAG
Molecule: messenger RNA, 1176 nt
Organism: Laetiporus sulphureus 93-53
Lineage: Eukaryota; Fungi; Basidiomycota; Agaricomycetes; Polyporales; Laetiporaceae
Product: homeobox-domain-containing protein
Exons: 4
Coding region: 1-1176 (391 amino acids)
Biological process (GO): cell differentiation; regulation of transcription by RNA polymerase II
Molecular function (GO): RNA polymerase II cis-regulatory region sequence-specific DNA binding; DNA-binding transcription factor activity, RNA polymerase II-specific
Source: RefSeq, a predicted model, not a curated record